AUGACAAUUGUUUCAAUGGUUCCCAAGUAUAACAAAUCUAUCACCAUCGAAAACAAUGAUGCAUACGACAACUGUGUUACCUACGACAACCAUAAGACCUACGACAACCAUGUUGCCUAUGACAACCAUGUUGCCUACGACAACCAUGUUGCCUACGACAACGAUGUUGCCUACGACAACGAUGUUGCCUGA
Mucor mucedo is the source of this 192-nucleotide messenger RNA. RefSeq lists its product as uncharacterized. The transcript has 2 exons. The record is from RefSeq and is a predicted model, not a curated record. The coding region runs from base 1 to 192 and encodes 63 amino acids. NCBI's taxonomy places the organism in Eukaryota, Fungi, Mucoromycota, Mucoromycetes, Mucorales, Mucoraceae.